Messenger RNA from Dromiciops gliroides (monito del monte), 2996 nucleotides. It is a transcript of the gene LRRC38, whose product is annotated as leucine rich repeat containing 38. Lineage: Eukaryota; Metazoa; Chordata; Mammalia; Microbiotheria; Microbiotheriidae. Gene Ontology annotation, cellular component: voltage-gated potassium channel complex. The record is from RefSeq and is a predicted model, not a curated record. Bases 258 to 1154 code for a protein of 298 amino acids. Gene Ontology annotation, molecular function: voltage-gated potassium channel activity; transmembrane transporter binding; potassium channel activator activity. The transcript is spliced from 2 exons.
CACACAGACGGACGCACACACGGAAGCACACACGCGCACACCCAGCCACCCAGCCCACGCGCCGCGCACACAGGGGCGCACGCACACCCAGAGGCGCACGCACACCGACCGAGAGGCGCGCACAGAGCCCGUGCGCUCCCUCGGCGGAGGCCAGAUGUCCCUCUCCUAAGCUGGAGCUAGCCGGCCCGGCCUCGGUGCCGGCCCGGCCUCGGUGCGGGCCCCGAACUCCCGGGGCUCCCCAGACCCCCCGGCCCAGGAUGGGGCCGCCGCCCGGCUCGCCGCCGUCCCUGCUGCCCGCCGCCGCCCUCUGCCUCCUUUCCUGCCUGCUGUCGGCACCUCGGGGCCACGCGUGCCCCGCGGGCUGCGUGUGCGCCGAUUCGCACACGGUGGACUGCCGGGCCCGAGGGCUGCCCAGCGUGCCGAGCGCCUUCCCCCUGGACGUGCGGAAGCUGCUGGUGGCCGACAACCGCAUCGAGGCCAUCCCGGCCGACUUCUUCAUCUUCUACGGGGACCUGGUGUACCUGGACUUCAGGAACAACUCGCUGAGCUCGCUGCAGGAGGGCGCCUUCAGCGGCUCCGCCAAGCUCAUCUUCCUCGACCUGAGCUACAACAACCUGACCGAGCUGGGCGCCGGCACCUUCCGCUCGGCCGCCAAGCUGCUCAGGCUCAGCCUGGCCAACAACCGGCUGGCCGGCGUGGACGAGGCCGCCUUCGAGAGCCUCGACUCGCUCCAGGUGCUGGAGCUCAACGACAACGAGCUACGGAGCCUCAACGUGGCCGCCCUGGCCGCGCUGCCCUCCCUGCGGACCCUGCGCCUGGACGGGAACCCGUGGCUCUGUGACUGCCAGUUUGCCCAGCUCUUCUCCUGGCUCCAGGACAAUGCGUCCAAGCUGCCCAAGGGCCUCAGUGAAAUACAGUGCUCCCUGCCCAUGGAGAACAGAAGGAUAUCCCUGCACGAGCUGUCCGAAGCCAGUUUUAGCGAGUGUAAGUUUAGCCUCUCCCUGACGGACCUCUUCAUAAUCAUCUUCUCGGGCGUGGUUGUGUCCAUUGCCGCCAUCAUCUCCAGCUUCUUUCUGGCCACUGUGGUCCAGUGCUUCCAGAGGUGUGCUCCCAAUAAAGAUACAGAGGAUGAGGACGAAGAAGAGGAUGACUGACCUGGGAACUCCUAGCACUCUGGUGCGCAAGAUCCCAAGCCAGGAGCCCAGCUCAGGGAAAAGAAAGAGAAAUGGUGGCUUCUGGGAAGUGUUGUCUGCAUCAGGGCAAGGUCAGCAUGACCUUUCUCUCUCCUCUAGACCUUGAGGUCUCAGACCCUGUUGUCCUGCCUGGGGGGAGGGGCUUAGAAAUCAGCAGAGAGAGAGGGAUCCAAGCAAAUACGGAAGGAACCAUCCCACUGUUGUCCAGCCUCUGAGAAAAGGCAUUAAAGGUCAAAGCAAAGCUCCUGCCUGAGAAGGAGGAGGCCCAGCCUGAAAUUAGAGGCCUUCGACUAGAAUGAUGAUUUGAGUUCAUUCAUUUCUCACUGGCCGUGCUGGGGCGGGAUUGAAACAUGCUCCACCUCUCAAAUGACAGCUUGGGGUUGAAGCCCAGAGCCAGACCCACUAGAGAACAAUGACUUGGACUUAGGAACACCUGAGACUGAAUCCUGCCUCGGACUUACUAACCACAACGGCCUGAGGCAAAUCACUGCAACCUCCCCAGCUGGGCCUUGCUUUCUUCAUCUGUAAAAUGAUCACAGCACCUACCUCACAGGGUUGUUGUGAGGGUCAGAUGAGAGUACGUUUGUCCAGUGCUUUGCAAUUCUAAUGCACUUUUAAAAUGUUUGAUAUUAUUGUUGUCCCAGUGCUGACUGAGCUGACGGCUCGCUUCAGAAUCUAGAGAACCCAGGUGCUAGCCUUGCCUCUGCCUCGAACUGACAAGGGGACUCUACCGUUCAGUGCCCCGGGCAAGUCGAUGAGUCUUGGGGCCCGGUGGUGAUCUGCACCGGAAGAGAGAGUUAUUUCCCAGGAGCUCACAAUGAUGACAAAAUCACAAGCCUGGUUCCGUCGAAAGAAAUUAUAAUUGUUAUAUUUCUCAUUGGAGGCAAGAAGUAAACACAUUUUAAAAAAAAAGUAAGCCACUGGAGCCAGUUAAUGACUUGAGCUAAUGGGCUAGAUUAUGAAAUCUAGCAUUUUGAGGGGAGAAUAAAUGAGCCACUGAUCACACCCCAGGGAAAGUAGCUAAGUAGCAGCAGUACCAGCUAAUAUAGCUUGGGCAUGGGAAGAGAAGAUGGGAGAGGGGAUUGGAUGAAGUCGGUGAAACUCUCUCCUCAUCUAUGAAAUUGAUUUGUAGAACCAGGGAAAUGCAAGGUGACUUAGAUUGUGUCGUUCCCCCCCCCCCGAAAAAGGUCCCCUUCCUCUAAAAUGCAACCAGUCAGGCAACAAUCAUUUGUUAAGUGCCUACUCUGUGCCAGGCACUGGGCUAAAAGGCAAAAAAAGACAGUCCCUGCUCUCAAGGAAGUCACUGCCCAGUGGGAGAAACACCACUCAAACAAGAAUGUCCAAACAAGGUCUAUAAAACUAUAAUGAUCACAAAGGAGAUGCUAUGAGCAUUAAGGGGAGUUGGGAAGGGCUUCUUGUAGGAGGUAAGAUUUCAGCAGGCACAUCCAGGAAGCCAUGAGGUGAGAGGAGGGGAGGGGGACAUUCCAGCCCUGGGGGAUAGCCAGUGCAAAUGCAGAGUCCAGAGGAGUAUCUUGUGGGAGGAACAGCAAAGAGGCUAAUGUCAUUGGAUCAAGGACGAAUAAGGUAUAAGACCAGAAGAGUAGGAAGGAGCUAGGUUAUGAGGGCCUAUGAAUGUCAAACAGACAUUUUCCUGUGUUACAGCCAUUUUUAAGACCUCACAUCAUUCUUUUUUUUUCUUUUAGACCUUUAUUUUUUUCUAAAUUACAUGUAAAGAUAGUUUUCUACAUUCAUUUUUAUAAGAUUUUGAUUUCCAAAUUUUUCUACCACCCUCCCCCCUCCCAA